Messenger RNA from Serendipita indica DSM 11827, 342 nucleotides. The record is from the annotation of a GenBank genome assembly. Lineage: Eukaryota; Fungi; Basidiomycota; Agaricomycetes; Sebacinales; Serendipitaceae.
AUGGUCGUAAGAUCUGGUCUACAAAACGAAGUCAUCUCUCUCUACCGUCGCGCGCUCCGACUGGUCCGUACAAAGCCCACGACCUCUCAAGCGCGCUUUAGGACACUAAUACGAUGGACUUUUCGACGUCCUCAAGUCCAAGAAGAGCUCUCUGCGCGCAACCUGACCCUCGUCGAGCAUCACAUUCGACAAGCCAAAAAGAGUAUCGAACUCUGGGAGAAUCCGAGUAUCAAAGACGUCGUACCGACGAUGCAAAUGCGCUCAUGGGAAACGAAAAAGGCUGGGCUAUGGACGCCGCGACCCAACACCCGUAAUUCAUCACAGGACAAUACACAGUCAUAA